UUGGCCCCAAUUUUUCGCAUCUCUCUAUCUUUUGUGUCAGAGUCCGACUCUUUUGCCGUCGCACCCUCACUCUCUCUCCUUUUGUCGAUUCCCACGCUCCUCUUCUGCUGUUUUUGUGUUGCUGGUACCAAGAUGGUUGGAAGUGUUGAUGGUUUAGCUAAGGAUUUGAGCAGCAAUGGAGCAGUUGAACCAUUGCCGGAGGAUUUUGAUGCAACAGCCAUAAUCAAAGAUUCUGUGCCUUCUGCAAUUGGCUGCAAUGGAAAGGAGGAGGGUCAGACCAAUAAGGGAAAAGAGAAAAGAGAAAUAGUACUGGGAAGAAAUAUCCAUACCAUGUGUCUAGAAGUCACAGAGCCUGAUGCAGAUGAUGACGUUACUGGGGACAGGGAGGCUUAUAUGGCAAGCGUGUUGGCCAAAUACAAAAGAGCUUUGACUGAAAGGACAAAACAUCAUCUAGGUUAUCCCUAUAAUUUGGAUUUUGAUUAUGGUGCACUCUCACAACUUCAGCACUUUUCCAUAAACAACCUGGGAGAUCCAUUUAUUGAAAGCAAUUAUGGUGUCCACUCCCGGCAGUUUGAAGUUGGUGUUUUGGAUUGGUUUGCCCAAUUGUGGGAACUGGAGAAAAAUGAGUACUGGGGCUAUAUAACCAACUGUGGUACAGAAGGCAAUCUCCAUGGCAUCCUAGUUGGGAGAGAGGUCUUUCCAGAUGGGAUUUUGUAUGCCUCACGGGAGUCACAUUAUUCUGUUUUUAAAGCUGCUCGAAUGUACAGAAUGGAAUGUGUGAAGGUUGACACUCUUUGGUCUGGGGAGAUUGAUUGUGACAAUUUCAAGGCCAAGCUUCUUAGUCAUCAGGACAAGCCAGCAAUUGUAAAUGUGAACAUAGGUACCACUGUGAAAGGAGCUGUGGAUGAUCUUGAUCUGGUCAUAAAGACACUUGAAGAAGCUGGAUUUUUGCAUGACCGUUUCUACAUCCAUUGUGACGGGGCUUUGUUUGGUCUCAUGAUGCCUUUUGUGAAAAAAGCUCCAAAAGUUACUUUUAAGAAGCCUAUUGGCAGUGUUAGCGUUUCUGGCCACAAAUUUGUGGGGUGCCCCAUGCCUUGUGGUGUACAGGUAACAAGAUUGGAGUAUGUUAAUGCCCUUUCAAGGGAUGUGGAAUACCUUGCUUCUAGGGAUGCCACAAUCAUGGGUAGUCGGAAUGGCCAUGCUCCCAUAUUUCUUUGGUAUACCUUGAAUCGGAAAGGAUAUAGAGGUUUUCAGAAAGAAGUACAGAAAUGCUUGCGAAAUGCACACUACUUCAAAGACCGCCUUGUUGAAGCUGGGAUUGGUGCAAUGCUUAAUGAGCUGAGCAGCACGGUGGUGUUUGAGCGGCCACAUGAUGAGGAAUUUAUUCGCAAGUGGCAGUUGGCCUGCAAGGGGAAUAUCGCACAUGUGGUGGUGAUGCCAAACAUCACCAUUGAGAAGCUUGAUGAUUUUCUGAACGAGCUUAUGGAGAAACGGGCUACGUGGUUUCAAGAUGGCAAGUGUCAACCUUACUGUAUAGCAUCAGACGUAGGUGAAAAAAAUUGCCUUUGUGCUCUGCAUAAGUAAUGGUAGCAUCGAAUAGUUUACAGCUGUAGUUGGAUUUUGGAGUGUGACUGUUCUAUCAGAAUUUUGAUGCAGAUAAUAACAUUUAGAAUCUUUUUGCUUCCCAUAUUUACUUGCCUCUUAAAUUU
This is a messenger RNA of Abrus precatorius (Indian licorice), 1709 nucleotides long. RefSeq names its product serine decarboxylase 1-like. The transcript is spliced from 6 exons. Gene Ontology annotation, molecular function: pyridoxal phosphate binding; carboxy-lyase activity. The coding region runs from base 133 to 1584 and encodes 483 amino acids. NCBI's taxonomy places the organism in Eukaryota, Viridiplantae, Streptophyta, Magnoliopsida, Fabales, Fabaceae. Gene Ontology annotation, biological process: carboxylic acid metabolic process. The record is from RefSeq and is a predicted model, not a curated record.